This is a messenger RNA of Cotesia congregata, 1524 nucleotides long. The record is from the annotation of a GenBank genome assembly. NCBI's taxonomy places the organism in Eukaryota, Metazoa, Arthropoda, Insecta, Hymenoptera, Braconidae.
AUGGCAGAAAUUAGUUUCUUGAUUAUUUUGUACACCAGUAUUAUAAUAUCUGCUGAACACUGUGUACCUCGGAACUUUGGAGAUGAUAGUAAUGUUUGUGUAUGCAAUGCUACAUAUUGUGACUCAGUAAUAUUACAACUACCUCAUGAUGGACAGUUCAGAAUAUACGAAUCUAGUAAGAGUGGUCAACGAUUACAAUCAAGACUUGACCAUUUCGAUACAAUGAUGGAAAACGGUAUAAAACUUUAUUUACAACUUGAAAAAAAAUAUCAAGCUAUUCAUGGCUUUGGAGGUGCAUUUACUGAUUCCGCUGGAAUUAAUAUUGAGAGUCUCAGUGAUUCAACUCAAGAAAAAUUAUUGCAAUCAUAUUUUAGUGAAGGUGGAAGCAGAUAUAAUUUAGGCCGCGUUCCGGUUGGAGGUACUGAUUUCUCUACAAGGCCUUAUACGCUUGACGACACUCCGGAAGAUAUUUCAUUGAAAAAUUUUUCAUUAACAAAAGAUGAUACAGAUUACAAGAUACCAUUUAUGAAGAGAGCUCUUGAAAUAAAUAAUGAAUUGAAUUUUAUAGCUGCUUCAUGGACAGCACCCGCGUGGAUGAAAACAAAUAAUAAUUAUACUGGAUUUUUAGGAUUUUUAAAAAAACAGUACUAUCAAACAUAUGCUGAAUAUUUAGUUAAAUUUUUGGAAAUUUAUAAAAGUAGAGGUCUAAAAAUUUGGGCUAUAUCUACAGGGAACGAACCUGCAAAUGCUUUUGUACCAGAAUUAGUCAAAUUUAAUGACAUGGGUUGGACUCCUAAUACAGUAACACCAUGGGUUAUUAACAAUUUAGGACCAACUAUAAAUAAUUCGACAUCGAAUGAAACAAUUAUUUUAGCAUUAGAUGAUCAGCGGUUUGAUUUGCCUUGGUAUAUUCAGGCAAUGUAUGAGUAUAGUAACGAAAUUGACAAAUAUAUUGCUGGUAUUGCUACCCAUUGGUACAUGGAUAAUUAUUUUUCAAUUGAUUUAUAUGAUCGAACUCAUUCUGCAUUUCCAAACAAGUUUCUUCUUAUGACAGAAGCAUGUACUGGAAGUGCAUCAUGGGACAUUCCAAAAGUUCGAUUAGGAUCUUGGCAAAGAGGCGAAAGAUAUAUCACAAGCAUCAUAGAUGAUUUAAAUCAUUGGGUCACUGGAUGGGUGGAUUGGAAUCUUGUAUUAAACGAAGAAGGUGGUCCUAAUUGGGCUGGAAAUUUUGUCGACUCUCCAAUUAUUGUAAAUUCCAAAGAAGAUGAAUUUUAUAAACAGCCCAUGUAUUAUGCAAUCGCACAUUUCAGUAAAUUUAUUCCACGAGGAUCUACUCGAAUUGAUCUUAGCUCUCACAUUGACAUUAGAUCUGUUGCUUUUAUUACACCAAAUAAUACUAUUGUUAUAGUGCUUUACAACAUGGAUAAUCAAUCUAAAAAUGUCACCAUCGUCGAUCCAAAUAAAGGAAAUAUCAACUCAAAAGUUUCACAACAGACUAUACAGACAAUUAUUUAUAGAAAAUGA